AUGGCGCUGGAGCGCUUUUUACAUCGUAUUAAGGCUCAGCCCAUCUUAGCUGCUGAUCCCAUAGUCUACGAGUUCCUCACCAAUGAGAAAGAGUGGAACGAGAAGGUCGAGGCCACCGAUUACCAGAAACGCUCAGCGUCCUGGCUAAAGCAGAAAAAGGCGCACUUGAAUGUGAAAACUGAGGACUCACGGAUACAGGAAAUGAAAGCCUACGUCGAGGAUCUGAGCGAGCAUUUGAAAGGCGUACUAAAAACGAGGAUCAAGAUAAAAGAGCAAAUCUUCGCCAGCAAGCAUGUUGCCUCCAGUUUUGCAAGAGUUAUCGGAGAAUUGAGUCAGGUCGAAGUGUCAGUGUCAAGCGAGAUUUCAGCACUCAAAGCUGCUUAUGUAGAAGCAGCGGGAGAAAUCGAAGCGAAUUCACGCGCCUUCGCCCAAUAUAAUAAAAAAGAAAACGAGCUGUCAAACGACUUGACGGAAUAUUUGAUGUACUGUGAAGCGAUUCAAGACCUAAUUACGCGUUACGAAAUCGUGCAGUGCCGUCAAGACGGUCACACAUCAAAAAAGAGAGCGCUUGAAAAAGAAAAGUAUGAGCUUGAAUCAGGUGGCGGGAAGAGUUUCUCUGCGAAGGGACUCAAGAGGGCCAUUUUGGGUGGUGGAGAGCAUCAAAGACUGCAGAGAAUCGCUGAGUUAGAAGUGAGGAUUAAAGAUCUCGAGAGCGACGUCAAAAAGCUUCAAUCGACAACAGCCUCCUUUGUGCACUCCACUUCCCAGCAAUUAGAGCAAUUUGAGUGGAUGAAAAAUCACGAAAUCGGGCGUAUCCUGCGUGACAUUUCUCAGCUCGAAACAGAAUUUAAUCAGGAAUCCGCGGAAGCCUGGCGGAGGGUCGAACACUGCUUCAAAAGCCCGCAACUUCGAAACCCUUCAAACGCUGCCGAAGUUGCUUUAGCAUCAUCCGAAUAA
Oikopleura dioica is the source of this 957-nucleotide messenger RNA. Lineage: Eukaryota; Metazoa; Chordata; Appendicularia; Copelata; Oikopleuridae. The record is from the annotation of a GenBank genome assembly.